AGGCAGCUGGGGUAAGGAGUUCAAGGCAGCGCCCACACCCGGGGGCUCUCCGCAACCCGACAGCCUGCCGGCUCCCCCCUUCCCUCCCUCCCUCCCACUCAUUCACCCUUCCACCCAGACCCGGGACAGCAGCCCAGGGGCCCCGCCGCCUCCUCGCCGCGAUCCUGGACUUCCUCCUGCCGCAGGAGCCGGCUUCCACGUGUGCCCCGGAGCCGGCAUCUCAGCACACGCUCCGCUUGGAGCCUGAGUGCCUUCAGCAGCCUGAGCAGCCGGGGGACCGAAGUCCUGGCGGCAUCUGGACCAAGUUAGUCGCUUCCGAGUCCAGCGUCGAGCGUCCGCAGGGCCGGAGGAGCCGCGGGGUGUCCGGAACUGAGCCGCAGCAAAUGGGCUCCGACGUGCGGGACUUGAACGCGCUGCUGCCGGCGGUACCCUCUUUGGGUGGCGGUGGCGGCUGCGCUUUGCCAGUGAGCGGCGCCGCGCAGUGGGCGCCAGUGCUGGACUUUGCGCCCCCGGGUGCUUCGGCUUACGGUUCGUUGGGCGGUCCUGCGCCACCGCCGGCUCCGCCGCCACCUCCGCCGCCGCCGCCGCCUCACUCCUUCAUCAAACAGGAGCCGAGCUGGGGGGGCGCGGAGCCGCAUGAGGAGCAGUGCCUGAGCGCCUUCACCGUCCACUUCUCCGGUCAGUUCACCGGUACAGCUGGAGCCUGUCGCUACGGACCCUUUGGUCCUCCCCCGCCGAGCCAGGCGUCCUCCGGCCAGGCCAGGAUGUUUCCCAAUGCGCCCUACCUGCCAAGCUGCCUCGAGAGCCAGCCUGCUAUUCGCAACCAGGGAUACAGCACAGUCACCUUCGACGGGACGCCCAGCUACGGUCACACGCCCUCGCACCAUGCCGCGCAGUUCCCCAAUCAUUCCUUCAAGCACGAGGACCCCAUGGGCCAGCAGGGAUCUCUGGGCGAGCAGCAGUACUCCGUGCCGCCCCCGGUUUACGGCUGCCAUACCCCCACCGACAGCUGCACGGGGAGCCAGGCCCUGCUGCUGAGGACGCCCUACAGCAGUGACAAUUUAUAUCAGAUGACCUCCCAGCUUGAAUGCAUGACCUGGAAUCAGAUGAACUUAGGAGCCACCUUAAAGGGAGUUGCUACUGGGAGCUCCAGCUCAGUGAAAUGGACAGAAGGGCAGAGCAACCAUGGCACAGGUUAUGAGAGUGAGAACCACACAACACCCAUCCUCUGUGGUGCCCAGUACAGAAUACACACCCAUGGUGUCUUCAGAGGCAUUCAGGAUGUGAGGCGUGUGCCUGGAGUAGCCCCGACUCUUGUCCGGUCAGCAUCUGAGACCAGUGAGAAACGUCCCUUCAUGUGUGCUUACCCGGGCUGCAAUAAGAGAUAUUUUAAGCUGUCCCAUUUACAGAUGCAUAGCCGGAAGCACACUGGUGAGAAACCAUACCAGUGUGACUUCAAGGACUGUGAGCGAAGGUUUUCUCGUUCAGAUCAACUCAAAAGGCACCAAAGGAGACACACAGGUGUGAAACCAUUCCAGUGUAAAACUUGUCAGCGAAAGUUCUCCCGAUCCGACCACCUGAAGACCCACACCAGGACUCAUACAGGUGAGAAGCCCUUCAGCUGUCGGUGGCCCAGUUGUCAGAAAAAGUUUGCCCGGUCUGAUGAAUUAGUCCGCCAUCACAACAUGCACCAGAGAAACAUGACCAAACUCCAGCUGGCGCUCUGAGGGGUCCAACACGGGCACAGUUCUGUGACCCAGGCAGGACAGUGUGUGAACUACUUUCAAAUCCAAUUUUGAAAUUCUUCACUCACCUAAGGAUAUGGCCGUUGAUCAUCUUCAUCCAACUUCCAAGACAAGAUACCUGUACCACUGGAUCCUACCAGGUUUGCGGGAGGAGUUGGACUCUCCUCUGCCUAACUCACAGGCCUGGAGAAGCAGCUAAUGAUGUCUGGUUAGUUAAAAGCCCAUCGCCAUUUGAUCUGGAUUUUCCAUUGUAAGAAGAGCCGUUGUUGAUCACGUCCCUCCAACCCUCCCCUUCUCCUUUACGCUCAUUUUCACUAGGAAGGGAGGGAUGGUACCAUUUCCCAUCAUGGAAUAUUUAUAGGCCAGGGCAUGCGUUUGUGUCUGCUAACGUAAACUUUGUCAUGGGUUCCAUUUACUAACAGCAGCAGCAAGAAAUAAAUCAGAGACAUUGGGGGUGAGGCUCAUCCAGCAUCCUGGAGGUCAGGCGGGCUGCUAACCUGGAAGACAGGAUGUAGUUCCACCAGGCGACUUUUAAAACAUACGUGUUUCAAGCAACUGAAAAAAAAAAAAAAAAGAAUCAGAACUAACCAGUACCUCUGUAUAGACAUCUAAAAGAAUCUAACUGCUCAAUUAAUCAGUGUUAAUGUUAGCACAAUGUUCUUAAGCAACCGUGUGUGAAGAUGGGAGGUUUUUGUGGUUUUGACUUUUUCUGAGUCACGUGCAUCAUCAGAGAUGUACCCAUGUCUUCACACAAAGAAAAUGGAAUUCAUGUUCAUCAUUGGGGUGUCCUUAGAGUGUACAGAUCACACUGGCCAUGUGGCUUCAAGUUGUAAAAAUUAAAAGUGAGUUUAAAAGAAAAUAGGGGGCUGGUCCAGGAUCUCCGGAUAAGUCUGUUCUUAAGUAACUUAAGUAACUUUGGGUCUACAAGUAUAUGUGAAAAAAAAAAAUGAGACUUGCUAGUGUGGAGGAAAUCCAUUGUUUAAAGGUUUUGGGGUAUGUGUGUGAGUGUGUAUGUGUAUUUUGUUUUUUAAGGGAGGGAGUUUAUUAUUUACUGUUGCUUGAAAUUAUUGUGUAAAUAUAUAUAUCUGGUAAUGAUCUGCUCUUUGACGACUAAAAUUAGGAAAUGUAUAAAUGUUAGGUGCAUCACUGGGUGUUGAUCUUGCAGCAUAUUGAUGAUAACACUAAAAAACUGUAACCUGCAUUUUUCACUUUGCUCUCAAUUAAAGUCUGUUCAAAAAGAA
Ictidomys tridecemlineatus (thirteen-lined ground squirrel) is the source of this 2986-nucleotide messenger RNA. It is a transcript of the gene Wt1, whose product is annotated as WT1 transcription factor. Gene Ontology annotation, cellular component: nucleus. Lineage: Eukaryota; Metazoa; Chordata; Mammalia; Rodentia; Sciuridae. Gene Ontology annotation, molecular function: RNA polymerase II cis-regulatory region sequence-specific DNA binding; DNA-binding transcription factor activity, RNA polymerase II-specific. The record is from RefSeq and is a predicted model, not a curated record. Gene Ontology annotation, biological process: regulation of transcription by RNA polymerase II.